Messenger RNA from Pieris macdunnoughi, 969 nucleotides. The record is from the annotation of a GenBank genome assembly. Lineage: Eukaryota; Metazoa; Arthropoda; Insecta; Lepidoptera; Pieridae.
AUGACGGCACAACGCGAUCGUCGCGACGACAAUGUCGAAUUGUUACCUUUAAAAUCUAUGCUAGUGAAUAAUAAUUACAGGGAAGAUGAAGUGUACUAUCCUCCGGCUCCAGCCCUUAAUAAUAAUCCGUCGAGUUCUAAUCUUAACGACUAUACGCUCCUGUCUAAACGCACGCCGGCCUCAAAGCGGCUUUUAUCAAGAAAUGCUCAGCCGUCGACGAUGCCACCACUGUUGACACUGUGUGGUGCUCCUCCGCCUUCUAGAAAACGGGAGGAGAUAGCAGCUCUUGCUAAUUUGAGGAAAAAAGUGGCUCCUGCACUCUUACGUCAUGAUAGGAGGGCAAUAAAAAACAACAACGACCCUGCAGAUAAUGAAACGGAGCCGCUUGAUAACCGACCCAAAUUGUUACAAAAGGUACUACGAACAAGGCCUGUUAGUAUGGUGGUGCAGUGGAGUGAGGUGAGGACAGCGUGGCAGGACAGCGAUUUUAUUACGGAAUGUCUGUGCUGGCAUAACGUCUACCGGCAGAGGCAUGGAGCUCCCCAAUUGUAUAUGGCGCCUGAGUUGUGUGACUAUGCUCAGGCUUGGGCAAAUCAUCUUGCACACACCAACAAGUUUCACUACAGGAACGACAGAGAUGUCGGACAAAACCUCUACCAGCGACCUGUGAGCGAUAUACAACCAGAUAUUACAGGGCAAGAAGUGUCAUCAUAUUGGUACGCAGCGGUGCGUCAAUACAGGUUUUUCAAAGAGCCAGAUGUUCUCCAUGCUAAUGUUAAUGCGGGUCACUUUACCCAAAUGGUGUGGAUAUCGACUCGCUACUUUGGUGUCGGAAAAGCGCGUUCCCGCGCUGGAAAAGUAAUAGUGGUGGCUAACUAUUCACCACCUGGCAAUAGUUCAGGCCAAUUCGAGACCAAUGUGCUUCCACCGCUUCCGGACAACACUCCCGAAUUACCCCCAGAACAGUGA